AUGAAGAAGAAUUUCAUGAAAGGUGGUGACUACCACUCCGAGGUGGCGGCUGAGAUGUAUCCAUACAUCAAGGAAGCAAUCAUGAAGGGCGAGGUGAGCACCUCUUCCAAUGAGCGUGUGCCCACCGUCAAGUCGCGCUUUCCCAAGGAGCGCUCGACGGCCAAAGCCAUCAACUUUGGCAUCUUGUACGGUGCAGGUGCCGAAUCCAUCGCGGAGGACUUGAACAUCAGCGUAGAACAAGCGCGAGAUUUGAUGGAUGCCUGGUAUGAGAGCAAGAAGGCAGUGCGCAGGUGGCAAGCUGACGUCAUGGCGCAGAGCAGCCAGGAGGGCAAAUCCCGGUCGCUUCUGGGACGCCACCGACACUUGCCCCUGCUUCUGGAAGACGUGCCUUACAGGCCGACUGCAUCCGCAGCGAGCGCGCGGCGGUGA
Messenger RNA from Durusdinium trenchii, 429 nucleotides. Lineage: Eukaryota; Dinophyceae; Suessiales; Symbiodiniaceae. The record is from the annotation of a GenBank genome assembly.